AUGGUCUUCCCCGGAACCCUCAGCCGGGGCUGCAGCCGCUGCAGGAAGCGAAAGAUCAAAUGCGAUGGCAGACGCCCAGGAUGUCGACGCUGCGAGCUCUACAAGGCUCCAUGCCCCGGCUAUGAUCGACCACUAGCGUUCCGCUUCCACGGAGAGCCUGGACAUAGCCUUGUUCGUGAUGAGCCCGGCAGCUCUUCCGCGCAGACCAUGGGGCUCGGCUACGAAAAAGCGAGGUCCAGAGGCUCAGGGGUUUGUCGACAACCCCAACCCUCGUUCGAGGAUGAGUCCAUCUCGUAUUUCCUGCACGAGUACUGCGUCUUGCCGGCGCCAGGCGUCAUCAAGGGGCACCUCGACUUUCUAGAGGACAUGUACAGGAGCUCUAGUCGGUCAUCGUGCAUACGCCCGGCCCUCCUUGCUGCAGCUCACAUGUCGCUUUCAAGACACUACAAGUCGUCGACGCUCUAUGUCACCGCACGAUACCACUACGGGGCUGCUUUGCGGACUGUCAACAGAGAUCUGUCUGCAUCUAAGCGACCCCUGAAAGAUGAAACAUUGGCAUCCCUGAUGCUGUUGGGCAUGAUCGAGGAUAUCGAAUGCCAAGGUCAAACGACCAAGGCCGUGCACAUGGCCGGCAUUUCCAAGUUAUUCGACGUAGUCGGGCACCGCGUGAUAACAAAUGUCGAAGAGUCGAACUUGCAUUCGUGGAUAUUCACUCAAAUGCAAAUCCCCUCACUCAUGGCCAAGGACGAUAUGGACUGCCUGGUCAUUCCCGACUCAGAGUUCGACACAUCAAACCCAGUGAUCCGCUUAGCCCUGGUCGUUACUCGCAUUGGACAGUUCUACAGGGCAGCUAGGCGAAUCACGGGUGCAGAUUCGACAUCGACACCGAAUAAGCAACGGGAAUUACUCUUUCCGGUUAUCCAAGAAGCCUUGGCAAUCGGCGCUGAGUUGGCCAUGAUCGAAAAGGCCAUGCCUACACGACUACAACCUCAGCAAACAGCGGACAAACGACCCGCCACUCCGAAUAAUAAGCCCUUGGUCAGCUUUCAAUCGCGAUGGACGGCGUGCACGUGGGUCUUCUUCAACAUGUACCUCAUAUUGUUCUUCGGGAGGCUGCAUGUAUGUGCUGCAACCCUCCUGCGGCUCGCGGACUCAAAGAGCAGUCCGCAGGUUCAGCUCGCUCAGACCACCGCCACCAUCGCCGAAAAGCAAGUUGUUUCAAUGACUCAGAGGCUCUGCAGUGUCUUGCCUUAUCUGAUGGGUGAAGUCAACGAGCAGGGUAUCCCGCUUCCCGUACCGCAACAUCAAGGCGUCAUCAUGUACCAUCUGGUCUGGCCACUUGCUAUCGCUAUCUCAAGCCCGCAUAGUAGCCCAGGGCAAGUUAAAGAGUGUCAGGCCAGGCUCGAUCUGAUCCGAGAUCUGUAUGGCAUCAGACUCGCUUCUUUUGCGCCAGGUUUGGCCAAGGACCUGAUGGCGUAA
Molecule: messenger RNA, 1479 nt
Organism: Fusarium tjaetaba
Lineage: Eukaryota; Fungi; Ascomycota; Sordariomycetes; Hypocreales; Nectriaceae
Product: Arginine metabolism regulation II
Exons: 4
Coding region: 1-1479 (492 amino acids)
Biological process (GO): regulation of DNA-templated transcription
Molecular function (GO): DNA-binding transcription factor activity, RNA polymerase II-specific; zinc ion binding
Source: RefSeq, a predicted model, not a curated record